Molecule: messenger RNA, 3278 nt
Organism: Amblyraja radiata (thorny skate)
Lineage: Eukaryota; Metazoa; Chordata; Chondrichthyes; Rajiformes; Rajidae
Gene: pnpla8
Product: patatin-like phospholipase domain containing 8
Exons: 10
Coding region: 550-2688 (712 amino acids)
Biological process (GO): arachidonate metabolic process
Cellular component (GO): membrane
Source: RefSeq, a predicted model, not a curated record
GGGAGACCGCGGCCUGCGCGUAGAGGCGCGGCCUGCGUGUAGAGGCGCCGCCCGCCCGCCCGCCCGCCGUCGUUGCAUGACAUCGCCGCCGCCGCUGCCCCAACCCCAACCCCAGCGAGGAGCGGCCGGGGAAGGAGACGGCAAUGUCUGUCGCCGAGCUGCCGGAGGAAACGCAUAGGGAGACCAAGUGAUGUGCAGAACAAAGGAUCAAAGUGGAGUCAGGAAAAGUACUGCAGCCCCCCUGCAUCUGUGUGUUUGAUAUUUGAAACAUCUGUAUUUAUAAAUUAUGAUGAACAUGUCACCUUAGAGGAUUCUGCCAAUGAGAAUUGCUUUGCAAGUACAUUAUUAUUCUGGACCACUUUCUAACUAGUCCACCGUCCAGUAAUAAGACCCAAGAAAGCGUCCAACUUGCUCACUGCAAAUGGAUCAGAAGAGAGCUGGAACAUAUAGGUGAUUAACAUUACUUGAAAAAUUACAUUUAUUUUGUAACACUCCAUUUUGCAUUAAAAUACCUCCCCUCCAGAGGGAACAACACCCUUCAGGCAUUGCAUGUCGCGCAUUAAGAGCACUUUAGACUCUGUGUCAAAAGCUGUCAGUACCACGCACACUGAGCUCAUUGGGAAACUUGUACGGUUGAAGCCCACUCUAAGUAUUUCAGUGAAACAUUCGGAAACUGAGAUUGCAGUACCACAUGAAAGCUCAGAGAAACUAACCACUACUAAGUCGAACACAGUGAAGGAUGGUUUGGAUCUGAACCAAACCGCAGAGGAUACCAUUCGUUCUGUUUCCAACACCCCUGUUGGCUCAGAACUUGAAGACAAUUCUAACAAGAAAUUAUCUGGUAAUAGUGCAAUUAAUAGAGAGAAAGAUGAAAAAUCAAAUCUCUUCCAUGUCAGCUGCAUCACGACAAAUUUUGGUGAAACGUACAAUUAUGUGGCAAAUCAUAUCAACAGUUAUUUUGGAAGUGGGGAGCAAAUAGAUACAGCAAAAGAGAAUAAAUUAUCAUUGUUUGACCAAAAAGGUUGGUCCAAGAAGAAUCCCAUAUGGACAGCAACUUCUAAAUCAAAAAUGAACGAAGUAGAUGAUAAAGAAAUCGAUGGUUUAAAUAUUGGCAAUGAACACACUGCUGCAGCUGAUGUGCCUUCGUCAACUGCAUCUGCAAAGAAGAGUUUUGCUAGCUUGCUCUCAUACCCGACAAAUAGUGUUCAAGCAUUCGUGGAUACCUGCUUUGGUAGUUUUGUUCCCAAGGUGCGGCCUGAAAUUAAAGACGCUGCUGAAAUCAAGCAAAAAAAGCUGAAGAGUGAAAGCACAAUGAAAGAUGACGAACGAUCUGAUGACAAAGAAGCCAAGCCAGCAGAUGAUAAAGUCAAGUAUUUGGCUCUUCAGCGAGAAAAGAUCAUUGCUAAGUUUAGUGUGGAUAACAGGACAAGAGCCUUGGCGCAAGCACUACGCCGAGCUUCGAAUGUUAGACUGUGCAUCAAUCGAGUUGAGGAACUGAAUUACCACCUUCUAGAAUUUCCUGAAACCAGGGCAGUAGCUGUCAAGGAGAAGCUAAUUCCUUGCUUGUUACGCCUGAGGCAGGCAAAUGAUGAAACUCUUCAGAGUGCAGUCAGAGAGACUCUGGCUUUAAUUGGAUAUUCCAAUCCUAUUAAAGGCCGCGGUAUAAGAAUCUUGGCUAUUGAUGGAGGAGGAACAAGGGGACUGAUUGCUCUUCAGACCCUCCGUAAACUUGAAGAAUUGACAGGAAAGCAAGUCUAUCAACUCUUUGACUACAUCUGUGGGGUUAGCACAGGUGCCAUACUAGCAUUUAUGUUGGGGUUUUUCCAGAUUCCAUUGGACGAUUGUGAGGAAAUGUACCGAAAAUUAGGUACAGAUGUAUUUAAACAGAACGUAAUAGUGGGAACUAUGAAAAUGGGCUGGAGCCAUGCCUUUUAUGAGAGUGAACCCUGGGAAAAAAUACUGAAGGAAAGAAUGGGUGAAGAUUUUUUAAUUCAAACUGCAAGAAAUCCUAAAAGCCCCAAGGUAGCAGCUGUGAGUACUAUAGUGAACAAGGGGACACCACUGAAAGCAUUCGUCUUCAGGAACUACAAUCACCUACCUGGUAUAAGAUCGCAUUAUAUGGGUGGGUGUAAAUUUAAACUCUGGCAAGCCAUCCGAGCAUCUUCAGCUGCACCCGGCUAUUUUCAGGAAUAUGCCAUUGGCAACGACCUUCAUCAGGAUGGUGGCUUGCUCAUCAACAAUCCUUGUGCACUGGCCAUACACGAGUGCAAACGCAUUUGGCCAAACACACCCUUUCAAUGUGUGAUCUCACUUGGAACGGGACGCUUUGAAACAUUGGGGAAAAACAACGUGACUUACACAAGUCUUAAAACCAAACUGACUAACGUAAUAAGCAGUGCAACUGAUACAGAAGAAGUUCACACCAUGCUUGAUGCUCUUCUGCCGGCUGACACCUACUUCCGUUUCAAUCCUUUCUUGAGUGAGGAUAUCGUUUUGGAUGAAAACCGUAAAGAAAAGCUGAAUCAGCUCCAAAUGGAUGGAACUCAGUACCUUGAACGGAACGAACCUAAGCUCAGGAAGGCUGCUAAAAUACUUUGUCAGGAGAAGGACUUGCUUCAGAAAGUAUCCGACUGGUUUAAAUUAAAAGCAGAUAUGUACGAAGGUCUUCCUCUGACUUCCAAGUUGUAAUUUAAAAUUCUCAAUUUCUAAGUUCCAGUUAGCAGUCACAUCAAUGUAAUUCCAUCGUACUGAUAUUCAAUCCAUGCUAAAAAGCUUAAAAACAAUCAGGAAUCUGAGCUGAUACUGAAUUAGCUCUGUUUUGUAAGUAGCAGUGCUGCUUAUCCUGUAGAUUAUUCAUCAAGUUUCAUUCUCAUCAUGCUUGUAAAAUGUGCUUCCUAUGAGUGCAACUGGUGCUCCCGUAAUGCUCAGCGUAUUUUGUGAAUAUAGUGAAUCUAUUUUGCUUUGGUUGAGUUCAUUCUUUUUUGUGCCAUAACUAUAUUUAUAGAUGUGAAAAUAUUAAACAUUGUUUAAGCUGUAACACAAUCAUGCUGUUUGAAAGUAUAAUAUUUUAAUCUACCCUGAAGAAUUAUUCUACCACACCACAAAAUUUUCAAUCCCUGCCCAGUAUAGUUUGAAAACUGUAUAAACAUCAGCAAUUUGAGCAUAGUCUAUCUACCAUUCGGCAAAUAAUUCAGUUACCCUGUUUACUGAAAUAAUUGUAAGAUACUGUAACGUCCACUUUCUCAUGCAUAUGAAUAAACUUCCUAGUUUAAAAUUAA